Messenger RNA from Rotaria sordida, 2332 nucleotides. NCBI's taxonomy places the organism in Eukaryota, Metazoa, Rotifera, Eurotatoria, Philodinida, Philodinidae. The record is from the annotation of a GenBank genome assembly.
UAUAUCUCUUCGAUAGACAAACAAUGAAAUCAGACACUUAUGAACAUAAAGAUAUGAAAAGGAAGAGGAACAAUUGCAUGAAUAUAUUUUAUAUAUCAUCGAAAUUAAUAUAUAGUUAUCGAUUGGAUAAUUUAUUUAAAGUUUAUUGUAAAUCAUUCACUAAAAAAUAUAUUAAGUAAGAAACCAUGUCUAAAAGAUGUCCAACCAACGAUUCCUUUUGGUUUUUGCCUCCUACCAUUUCGGUUUUAGUCGAACCCUCCUUCAGAACAUCUGUAUGCGGCUGGACCCCCUCCGCCAUAGUGAACAGCCAAAAGACAAAAUCAUUUUUUGAGGUUUGAACUUAAGUUGUAGCUGGCAUUAAAGCUUUUAUGGAUCUGCAUUUAACUGUAUCUUGGAUUCUGAUUGCAAACGAGUAGUCAUCUUAUAGCAUCUAAUACAAAGUAGGUAAAAUAACUAGGUAAAUAUCAUUUAUAAGGUUCUACAAGUAAAACUUAUGUUUAAAAUUGAAGUUCUAAUUAUAUUCGUUAGAUGUUAUAUAGUUAUUUCGCGUUACAUGCUUGCUAUCUAUUGCAAGCCUUUAGGACUUCUUGAAGUACCUUCUACUCCACCGGGGCUAAAAAGUUACCCAUAAUAUACAAAAAACUGACGGCUAGUGAGUAAUACAAUUCGUUCUUCAGAUGUUUUCUAGACUUUUAUUAUAAUUUUAAUUUAAUAUCGAAUAGAGUAUGCCACUAUGCAACUUAGUUAGAUGUGUAAAGAUGUAGGUUCGAACCCUUAUUAGCAUAUAUUAUCUUAAAUGUAAUCUUCUACAUAGAUCUAUCGUAAUUGACGCCUACUAUGAUUACUUCUCUUUCUGAUUGGUGAAGCUUCAAAGAAAUAAAUAACAUAAACUCAAACACAUGCAUUUUUAAAGUUUUUACAUCAAUUGUUUAUCUCUAAAGACAACUCAUUAAUAGUUUCCAAAUUUGGAGUUAUCAUCAGCAAACAUUGAUAGCUCACAAGGGAGCCUCUCCAUGUGUUAAAUCAGGUUUAAUUCGAGACUAUUUCAGUUUGAUAAGUAUUAGUGAGCGAUGAGAUAGUCUAGGAUGUUUUAGAUUUCAAGGUGUCCAUGCUUAUGAAAUCGGAUGUUGACUAAAUUUUUCAACAAAACUCUUUAGUUCACUUCACGAGGAAACUACCCGAACUGAUACGCGUCAUUUGAGCUCAUAUUGGAUUCUUUCCUCAUGAGCCUCUGAAGCCGACUUAUGAUCGUUUUACUGAAUUUUCGAUUCAGCUUUAGUUAUUCGCCGAAAAAAUCAAAUAAUGAAAUUUUGCACUAAUAAUUUUCGUAAUGGAACUAGUUUCUUUUUUGAAAGUUUCAGUCGUUGUGAGGUACGAAUGUUGGAAAUUCUGCUGUGUGACAAAGCAAAUUUCAUGUUUAUAUCUGUAUCUCAUGGUAGAAACAACUAAAAAAGUUGCAUUGAAAACAUUAUUUGUGCGAAGUUUUAAGCUGGAACUCAACCUGACAGAUAGACACUACAGGGUUUUGCUAUUGCUCCUGGCUCUUCUUUUCUGUCCACUGGGUGCUCUAUCCCAUUUUCUUGAAUGUCUUUUAUGAAUGUGAUCUUUAAACAGUUUGCAAUACACGAAAAACACAUGAAGACGAUAUAACGGCAUUGAAAAAGCGUUUACUUUAUACAUUGUUUAUUCAAUAGUUACUUAUUGAUGUCUAUGGUUCUCGAAAAUUUGCUUCACUUGACUGUUUAUUAAAGGCAUAAUUAAGGAGGAGUCAAGCAGCCUCUCUGUCAUCGAUUGAAUGUGUGCGUCCUCUUGAUUACACCACUAUCGUCUAAGUCUAUUCCACUGCAAGAAAUAAAAGAUUCUAUAAAGAAAUAGAAUUUUACCAUUACUUUCUUAUCAUAUAGAUAUUUAUUUUUGUGUUAUCGCAGGUAUUAAUAAUACAAUACAUGAUGUUCAUUUGUAUUACCAUAUAUUGAAAGUGAUUAUUAUUAUGAACCUACAACUCCACCAACAGAUAUAGAUAUAUCUUUUACUAAUAUUGGUGAGUAUGUAACUUCAAUUGUACCUGCUUAUACUGAACAACAAUUAAAAGAGCUUCUUCGACGUCAAAUCGAAUAUUAUUUUAAUCCAGAAAAUUUUCAAGUAGAUAUAUUUCUUUGUCAACAAAUGACUAAAGAUAGUUAUGUACCACUUUCAUUAAUUGCUAACGCAGUUCAAGAUAGUCUUGUUGUUGAACUUAAUGAUAAAUGUAUAGUACAUUGUCGAAAUGAACCUGAUCAUUGGCCAUUGAUGAUUGAUGUAAACAAUCAGUUAAUAGCAUUAAAUCCUGAUG